Messenger RNA from Myxocyprinus asiaticus (Chinese sucker), 3486 nucleotides. Its product is annotated as axin-2-like. Bases 1 to 2208 code for a protein of 735 amino acids. NCBI's taxonomy places the organism in Eukaryota, Metazoa, Chordata, Actinopteri, Cypriniformes, Catostomidae. Gene Ontology annotation, biological process: negative regulation of canonical Wnt signaling pathway. The record is from RefSeq and is a predicted model, not a curated record. The transcript has 10 exons.
AUGAGCAGAGUCCUGACCGAGCCCAUCGGCGGCAGCUUUCGGAAAGACGCGCCUCGUCCGCCAGUACCGGGAGAGGAGGGAGAGGCAUGCCCUUCUAAAAACAUGAAAAUGAGACAACUAGCUAAGACUAAACCCGUGUCUGUUUCUGUACCACCCGGCUGCACGAGCAGGAGGAACAAGGAUGGAAUGGGCGAACCAGAAGGAAGCACCUCCUCGGACUCACCGCUGGCCUGCUGGACUCAACCGUUACACUUUCUGCUGGGAGAUCAGGACGGGGCUCAUCUCUUCAGGAGCUUCUUAGAGAGACACAACUGUGUGGACAUGUUAGACUUCUGGUUCGCCUGUAACGGCUUUAGGCAGAUGGAUCUAAAGAACCCCAAAACACAGAGAGUCGCCAAAGCCAUUUACAAACGCUACAUUGAGAACAACAGUAUCGUGGCCAAACAGAUGAAACCCACCACCAAAACUUUCAUUCGGGAUUGUAUAAAGAAGCUGCAGGUCGAGUCGUCCAUGUUCGAUCAGGCGCAGACAGAGAUCCAGCGCACGAUGGAGCAGAAUGAGUACCAGCUGUUUCAACAACACGUGCGCUGUGAGAGCAUCUAUCUGCCUCCUCUUAUAGAGGAUAAGGAAAGCAGCGCGGAUAUACAUGAACAUGAAUGGAGGUCUCACAGAAGAGGGGACUAUGCCAGGAUGUAUUUUGUCAACUCUGGUCAUGUUUUCGCCCCAGUAACCAGCACAAACGAGAGUGAAAUCUCCAGUGAUGCUACAACAGAUGACUGUAUGUCUGUGACUGACAGCAGUGGGGAUGGAAUCCCUCUGUCCAAAUUUGGCUCAAAAAAACAGCAGCAGCGAGAAAUGCAAAGAAGUGUGAAGAUCAACGGGCAAGUGUCCCUUCCUCACUUUCCUAGGACUCAUCGAUUGUCGCAAGGGAUGAUGCCAGUUGAACCUUCUGCGUUAGCAGCAGAACUCAUCGCCCGUCUGGAGAAAGUGAAGCGAGAAAGAGACUCUCUCAUGUCACUGGAGGUCAAACUGCAGCAGAUACAAGAGGAAGAGGAGAGAGAUGGGAGUGACCCUCCUCCCUCUCACAGCCUGUUUUCCUCUGGGUCCUGUGAAGAGGAUCCUCAGGAAAUUCUGGAUGAGCAUCUCUCCAGGGUCUUAAAGACCCCUGGAUGUCAGUCCCCUGGCAUUCCCUUUUACUCUCCCCGCUCAAGAUCUCCAGACUUCCAUCUCCACCGGUCCUCCAGCCCUUUCCCCGAUACUCCCUGCACCACCUCUAUCAAGAUGUCCUCCACUAAACACAUUCAUCAUUUAUAUGUAUGUCAACAUGAAGGGUGUAGCAAGAGCAGGGAGCAGCUAGAGGUGGAGGCUGCAGACCAGGCUGCUCAUUGUCUGGCGCCGGGUGGGUCCAGCUGCACCUUUCACCGAUGUCACAGCCCAGAGUUCACCUCAGGGAGGACCAGUAGCUUAUCGAAACGUCUUGGUAAUGUCCCAGAUGGAGAAAGCAUGUGUCAUAUGAGCGAAGAGGGCAGCAUUUCCCCACAGCUUCCUGGAGAUGUUACAGAUCGAUCACAGAAUGUGUGGCAGUGGAUCUUGGAGAGCGAGAGACAGCGGCGGCAUAAAACGCACAGUUCUCAGGGCCUGAAGAAAUCAGGCAGGACUCCUCUCUGGGGUUUUGGAGGAAUGGGUGGGCAUUCUCGUGGGCAUCAUCCUGGCCACGCUUUUAUCCAGGACUCAGCCAUGCCCCCUCUGCCCCCUCCAAAUAUACUGGCUCAGCUUGAGGAGGCAUGCAGACGUCUGGAGGAAGUCUCUAAACCGGUCAAGCAGAGACAUUCAGUGGGCAGCCUGCUGAGAAACAGAGUGCAUGUGUCUCCUCAGACUAAUGGCAGCCCAGACCUUCAGGCGGAUGAGUGGAGGGAACAGAGAAAGCAGAGUAGUGGACUGUGUAGAAAAUCCAUAGACUCUGAGCUGGUCGUUACUUACUUCUUCUGUGGUGAGGAGAUCCCUUACCGCAGACUCAUGAAGACACACAGUCUCACGCUUGGACAUUUUAAAGAACAGCUACGCAAGACAGGCAACUACAGGUACUACUUUAAAAAGGCGAGUGAUGAGUUUGAAUGUGGAGCUGUGUUUGAAGAAGUUUGGGAAGAUUGUACUGUUUUACCCAUGUACAAGGGUAAAGUUCUCGGCAAGGUGGAACAAAUGGAUUAAAGAUGAACAAUAAUCACCCAACCAACUCGCUGUGCUGACAGAUGACUUAGACUCAUUACUAAAACAUACUAUCUACAAAGAGACCGUCUGUGGACAUGAUGCUGAUGGACUCUUGGCAGAGACUCUUUGGACCCCCUUCCCCUUUUUAAGCUCACUAGAGUUAAUCAGUUGGAAGGAACACUUGUACCCAGCGACUCAGGAGCAGAAGACCAAUCAGCGAAAGGACCACAAGAGAUACGGCCUUCUGGGAUUUGUAGUUUUUAAGAAGCUUCUAGGAACUAACUCACUAAAAUGCAGAUAAGAGCACAGCAAGGCCGAAUUCAGCUUCUGAACAUCACUUGCCAUAUUGAAGUGUCUAGAUGUGUAUAUACAGGUUUUCAUUAGAGAUGCAUUUUAAUGAUAAAUAUUAGUAUUUAUUAAACCGUACCAUCCUCAUUUCCACACCGCUUAAGUCCAGAGAAUGGACAUAAAGAUUUUAGAUGGACAGUGUUUUUUCUACAAGAGUAUCAUUUAGGGACAAAAGCAAUGUUACAAAACUUGUUUACAUUGCUUUCUUUGUAUUCCCUAACAAAAAUCGAGAGUUCUGGUAAACUUGCCGCAAAUUCGCCACUCCAUUAUUUUCACAUGCAAAUGAGCUAUAUGACAAACUCUUCAUUGUCGCCAAAGGAUUGCUGCAGGUUCAUCACUACUGGUGUAGAGCUGUAAACAUCUGUGGCGAAUCACAAGCUCAUUUGCAUGUGAAAAUCAUGAGUGGGAAAUUUGUGGCAAGACUGCAGCAAGUUUAUGGCAAAUUUGUCAGAACAGAUUUUUUUGGUAAGGAUCUGUGUUCCAGUGAGACACUCACAAUGGAAAUCAAUGGGGUCAAUUAUUGGAGGGUUAACACACAUAUUGUUUAUGUCUUGUGUCUAUACUUUUGAAACAGUGAGUAUUUUAAUGUUUACAGAUUGUUGACCCCAUUGACUUCCAUUGUAAGUGUCUCACUGGAACACACAUUUGUGCUUUUUUAAAGAAAAGUCGAAUCAAAAUGAAUUUUUGUGGUAAUCAACAUUAUGACACAAAUGCUGCCGAUUGUUCUUAACUUGUAUUGAACCCAGAAUAUUCCUUUACAAUAGAAAUGGCAUAGAUGUAGAGAACUAUAUUUCUGUACUCAUUGGAAUCGAUAAUGAACUGUAAAGGGAAAUGAAAGUUUAAUAGUACAGCACUUGUGCCUACAUGGACCAUACCAUGUGCUGCCCUGUUUCAGGGUGUAACAUUCCCUUGAAUCAGAAGGGCAUACAU